AUAUAUAUAUGAUAGGUUGGGAAGGAAAACGGGUAUCCAUGCUUGUUUGAAAAGGAGGUGCGAUAACCGAAGCAAGGGGUAUAUAUAUAUAUAUAUAUAGAAGAUAGGUUGGUGAAGAAAACGGGUGUCCAUGCUUGUUUGAAAAGGAGAAGGUGUAAUAACCAAAGCAAGAGGUAAGGGUGGUGAAAAUUAGAAAGUGGAUUCAAAGCGAGGGAAGAGGGCCCUUUGUUCCGAUGAAUCGGAGGAUGAAAAUCCGUUCCCGAUCUACUCAGCUAGAUCUGAACAUGAUAUGUCAGCCAUGGUUUGUGCGUUAGGUGAAGUGAUAAGGAGUGGGAGUGGGAGUAGCAGAAGCCCGACAGUAGUAGAAGCAGAAUAUAAUUGGCCACAAUCGCAAUCGCAGCAACCAGAUCAUGAAGAACAAGUGAAAAGAGAAAGUCGACAUUAUCGAGGAGUAAGACAGAGACCGUGGGGAAAAUGGGCAGCUGAGAUUCGUGAUCCAAAAAAGGCAGCAAGAGUGUGGCUAGGCACCUUCGACACUGCUGAGGCUGCGGCACUUGCUUACGAUGAAGCUGCCCUAAGAUUCAAAGGGACAAAAGCCAAGCUCAACUUCCCUGAGAGACUCACCACUCCACCUUCCUAUGCCUAUCAUCAUCCCACCUAUAUGCUCAAUCUCCACUCCUCAACUUCUCAUCAUCCUCACGAUCCUUCUCAUCAUCACCAUCACAAAAAUUAAGCCACCGCCUGCAACUAUUUAAAUUAUGAUAUAUAUCCUUCUCUUCUCCUCAACUAUAAGUUAGUUCAUUAUUCACAACGUCGAGAGAGAGAGAGAACAAGCGUCGUUUUACAUUUACAUAUACUUUUGUAACUUAAUGCGUCCAUGUUAAAUAAUAUACUACAUAAUAUAUGUCAUGUAAUUGUACGCUUAUAUUGCUUUUAUGUUGCACUUUUCUAAUAACAAUUAAACUUAAGUUACGUUGAA
This is a messenger RNA of Benincasa hispida (wax gourd), 979 nucleotides long. Its product is annotated as ethylene-responsive transcription factor ERF114-like. Gene Ontology annotation, molecular function: DNA-binding transcription factor activity; DNA binding. Lineage: Eukaryota; Viridiplantae; Streptophyta; Magnoliopsida; Cucurbitales; Cucurbitaceae. The record is from RefSeq and is a predicted model, not a curated record. Gene Ontology annotation, biological process: ethylene-activated signaling pathway; regulation of DNA-templated transcription.